Molecule: messenger RNA, 732 nt
Organism: Triticum dicoccoides
Lineage: Eukaryota; Viridiplantae; Streptophyta; Magnoliopsida; Poales; Poaceae
Exons: 7
Coding region: 1-531 (176 amino acids)
Source: RefSeq, a predicted model, not a curated record
AUGGAAGAUUAUGUCGAUAUUUGCCGCUCAUCCGUCAAAUGGGGUAAAAUAUCUUCCCAAGGAGCAUUUCAAGCAAUUAAGAUUGCUGCUACUAGCUUUCCCAAGAUCACUCCUACUUUAGCUUACAAUGGCUUUGAUGAGUAUAAAGAGCGCAUUUGCUAUUAUCAUACUUGGUUUAAGGAGUAUGAUCGUUUAUACUUUGAGAUUUGGCGGCGGGUCACAAAGGGAACGAGUUUCAGAAAGGCUAUGGAGGACGUUUGUAAGAUGAACAAGUUUCCGGUACGACAAGGUUUAAUGCAAACUGCGCUGGACCAUGAGUACACCAUGACGUUGAUGGAAGAGGACUUCCAUACCUGCACGGCAGCCAUUCGCCCUGGAGUUAAAGAGGAUAAAGCUAAGGAGUUGAUUGCAGACGGAGUUAAAAAGCUGGUUAAUAUGCCCAAGUCCUAUGAGGAUUAUAUCAGAAAAAAGAUAGAGAUCGCACGCAUUAUUGGAAUCCUUCCUUCCGAGAAGACUGUGGCAACAGUAUAAUGAAGAUUCUGAAGAAUGAGAUAAUUGGCAAACAAGCGUCGUUUAUAAGAUUAUGAAACUGAACCAUCCAUUGUCAUGUUGCACUGUGCUUCCCACAUGUUGUUGUUGUGUGUAGAAAUGGCAGUGACCUGUAAGAUACUGUAAUAGAUCAUUUAUGCUGUCUGAGAGCAAUUUUAGCAGUACUACUUGACAUAUACACCC